AUGGAUGUGACCGCCGCUGCCGAUCCGAUCGUCAUUGACAGUUUUGCAGCGUUCACAUUGGGCAUCAUCGUCUAUUUCCUCGGAGCAAAGCUCACCAAGCGGUUUUCGCUACUUUCCUCCUACAGCAUUCCCGAGCCCGUGAGCGGAGGUCUGGCGGCUGCGUUUUGCGCUCUGGUGAUCGUGGUUGCGACCGGUCGCACGAUUGAAUACGACCUCUCGGUCCGCGACUUUCUGCUGGUCUAUUUUUUCACAACGGUUGGAUUGAAUGCGAGGGUUUCCGAUCUGGCACGUGGCGGGCCGAUCCUCGCGGUCAUGCUCGCACUGACCCUGGUGUUCAUGCUCGUUCAAAAUGGCGUUGGUGCAGCCGGGGCACUGCUUUUCGGCAUGCCGUCCCAGUCCGGUGUCCUUCUGGGCACGGCUUCCCUGAUCGGCGGUCACGGAACGGCGAUUGCCUGGGGUCCCACGAUCGCCUCCCAGUACGGAGUGGCCGGUGCAGCAGAACUUGGCAUUGCCUCCGCGACCGUCGGGCUUAUUCUGGCGAGCAUUCUUGGUGGUCCGAUUGCAAAGUAUCUGAUCACGAAGAACAGCUUGACGGCGUCGGAUGGCGAGGAUGCGGACGAACCGCACGAGGCGGCGGCGACCGACGAGACCCGUUCAGCGAUCAACCACGUUGAAAUCAUGCGCUGCAUCCUCUGGAUCCAUGUUGCGAUCGUCAUCGGCUACUCGGCCCAUGAAAGCCUCUUGGCAGCCGGACUAAAGCUGCCGUUGUUCGUACCAUGCCUGAUCUCGGGCAUUGUCCUGUCGAAUGUUGUUCCGCUCAUAUUCAGGAAGGCAAGGGCCCCGGCCGGAACCCAGUCGAUGGAUCUCAUCAACGAGUUCAGUCUUUCGGUGUUCCUGUCCAUGUCGCUGAUGAGCAUGGAGCUCUGGACCCUUGCCGGCAGCGCGGGUGUCCUUGCCGUGACCAUGCUGUUGCAGGCGGCUGCGGCGACCGUUUUCAUAGUGCUGGUCGUUUUCAGGGUCAUGGGGCGCAAUUAUUUUGCAGCCGUCCUGUCGGCCGGUUUCGCCGGUUUUGCACUCGGUGCGACCCCCACCGCAAUUGCAAACAUGAAAGCGGUGACGCAGCGCUAUGGGCCGUCUCCGCUUGCUUUCAUCGUAUUGCCGCUGAUUUCCGCAUUUUUUGUCGAUCUGGCGAACGCGUUCAUCAUUCAGUGGUUCCUGGGGCUUGGCUGA
Molecule: messenger RNA, 1230 nt
Organism: Effrenium voratum
Lineage: Eukaryota; Dinophyceae; Suessiales; Symbiodiniaceae
Source: the annotation of a GenBank genome assembly